Messenger RNA from Cokeromyces recurvatus, 234 nucleotides. RefSeq lists its product as uncharacterized. The record is from RefSeq and is a predicted model, not a curated record. The transcript has a single exon. Lineage: Eukaryota; Fungi; Mucoromycota; Mucoromycetes; Mucorales; Mucoraceae. The annotation marks the transcript as partial.
AAAAAAAUCCGCCAAAGUUUUGCUAAAGGACAACAUUGGGAAAUUGAAUACAAUAUAGGCAAACACCAUGAUUUUGAUUGGUUAAAGUUUGCAGUACAUGCAUUACUAAGGGAAUAUGAAAGUGGAUCGUUAAAGGCUUCAAAGAAAGAAUUGUGGUAUAACAUUCAUAACUGGUCGUUUAUAGAUCAAAUCUUUGAUGACGUACCUGUCAUGGCUGUAAGAUUUGUGACUUAA